CGCCCGGCCGGAGCCCUCGGUCUCGACCCGAGUCGCUCGGCGAGAAAUCCGGGAGAGAGAGGGGGUGUUCUUGACCUUCCCAGCAAACGUUUCGGGCCAACCAGUCGCGUUCUUGAUUCGACCGUAACGAUUCCGAUAGACCGACCGAGAGAGGCUUGGUGCAGGAAUCGGAGAAAUAAAAAAGAACUGGAAGAGAUAUUGAUCGUAGAAGGAAUUGACGUGAAAGCAAAUGAUUACGUGAAGUUUGAUGUUUACGUUAACGUUGUGGACAGUACGAUUACGAGUCUAUACAGGGAAUUCGUCGGAACAUUCGUCGACAUUCCAAAAGGUACAUCUUCGAAGAAAAAGAUGACAUUGUAA
Messenger RNA from Linum tenue, 360 nucleotides. NCBI's taxonomy places the organism in Eukaryota, Viridiplantae, Streptophyta, Magnoliopsida, Malpighiales, Linaceae. The record is from the annotation of a GenBank genome assembly.